AUGCCACCAAAGAAAUCUAAAAAGCGCGCGGGUGGGAAGCCCGUGAACGUACCAGAAGAUCCGCGUGAGCCAGUGAUCAAGGUCAAUGGUCCAGGCUGCGGUUGGACUUUCUCCGAGAAGCUACAAGAACAGUUGAAGGAUCAGCAAGAGGAGCUUGCCAAGUACGCGGUCUCCAUGGAAGAAUACCGGAAACAGAUGAAACUGUAUCAUAAGCUGAAACAGGAGGAAGAAGAGACAAAAGAGACGUACGAUGCGUGUGUGGCGAAUGACCACGCAAGGAGGAAGAAGGAUCGAGCACAGGCGACCAAAGAUGCGGAGAAGGCAUGGAAAAAAGCCGAAAAUGAAUUGGAAAAGUUCGCCAAAGAGAAUAAGGAGCAAAUCAAUAGCGUUGAGAAGAGAAAAGCCAAAGAUGCUUGGGUAACGGCGCAGGCGAAGCUGGAAGACUUUCUGUUUUACCAGAACCAUGCACAUCGGUGGAUGAGACACGGCCCGAUUGACCCAAAAUUACAAGCCAAGGCACCAGAGGCAAAACAUUCGGGCAGGAUGCCAUACAUGCUAACAACAUAUGGCGCCGAGGAUCAAUAUUACAGGUGGUUGCGUCAAAUUCUGGACGAGUUUGAUCAACGAGAGAUCGGCACACAGGGUUAUCGCAAAGGCCAUAUAGAUGCUGCUGGAAACAGGGUCGAGGGUGAGAAGGAAGGGGAUGGGGAGGACAGUGACAAAGAAGACGACAAAAAGAAGGGAAAGAAGAAAGGCACGACAAAGAGAGGCAAAGAAAUAGAACCUGUCGCCACGAAAAAGGAUGGCAAGAAACGGGAGGAUGCGAGGCCACCGGAGCUACGCAAGAUUCCCCAUCGUGAACUCCAUUUAUGGACCCCACCGUGGAGACGCGUUCCCGUAGGGCUUCGUCGAAACCCAGUGGAAGAAGACCCAUGGCUUCUGAAGCUAGACUACGAACAGAUCGAAGAAGCUAGACUGAAAGUUGAGACCGCGGAGCUGGAUGACGCAGACGGCUUCCCUUAUCGAUCGCAUAAUGAGAGGCGCGAAGCGGAGAUUCGGCUCUAUGCAGAAGACAAUCCUGAGGAGCGCCAGCCUCCGACCGCUAGCUUUGAACGAUUUCGUAUGACCCAGCCUGAAAGGGAUGAUGCAGAAAGGAGUGAAGCCGAGGAACGAGAUAGGAGCGAGUCAGAGACGCCGAUAGAACCUAAGUGGAAGGGUAAGAUCAGGACGGACCAGGGGCUCUUUAUCGCUGCACAAGAGAGUUCUUGGGAUUGGAGGACAUCGUAUGAUCUUGCGGGACGGCUGGUCAAUGGCAAUAUUGCUAUUAUUCCGCGCAAGCCGUCCCCAAAUCCAGACGAUUUCGUCUAUCCCAAGCACGACCGAAGCAUCACUGGAGAAGGAGCGGGUGAUGGGAGCGGUGCGACAGAGGAAGCUGGCGACCUAAGCAGGCCUGCGGCAGCUCCACCUGUCAAGGGGAGACGUAAGAGGAUAAAUGAGGAGAAGGGUAAAGCUAAUGAUAAGGGGAAAAAGAAGCAGAAGGGCAAAGAGAAGGUGGCCGACGAAAGUGAAGAGGAGGAAGAGCAAGAAAAAGAGGAAAAGGAGGAAAAUGAAGAAGAUAGCGAUGGAUACGAUUACGCCUACGAGAAAUUUGAAUUCACAAAGCCCCCACGGAGCCCACAGGAGUACACCUGCGAAAGAAGCACCCAGUGGUUUGAAGCAACGGAUGGCCGACGCGAACGCCACGUGUACAACUUCUUAGAUGACUCUUCCCCAGUUAACUCGCCGCCGCAUCCGCCCAUCCGUCGUUUAGCAGACGAAGUGCCCGAUGACGAAGAACAAGAGCGGCUCGAACUGGAAAUGCGCAUUGAUGGUACAGAGCUGUAUCGCGCGAGACAAUUGGAUCACUACGGGCUCAAGAAGCGCAAUUGGCCAGGGAUUGGAAUACGCAUUCCGUAUGAAAUUGCGACAUUCGAUCGGCAUGGAGGCCCACUGAGUGAAAUUUGGGAGAAAAUAGCCAGUGAGAAGGGCCUGGAAGCUGAGGUUCGCUACGUUCAUUCGUUGCAAAAGCCUAUCAUGAGGAAGAUUGGUGUCCAUCAGGCUGGUGAAAAACGGAAGUUGGAUGAAGCGUUAAGAAAUGAAGAGAGUGGCGGGGAAAAAGAUGGGGAUGGUAGUGUGAAGCGUCCACGCCCGAGCGGUCCUGAGGGAGGAGGCGAUGAUAGCGACGGAGAUCUGUUCAAGAAGACCUACAAACAGGGCUCUGGGGUGCCUAGCAGUUAAAGCUAUGGGAAGGUGGAGCCCGCACGGAUGCACUACCCGCGGUCGGGCAUCCGUAAACCAUGGGACGAAGUCUAAAUGGUAAUGUUAUCAUUGGAGAAGAGGCCCCUCGAGUCUCUCUAUCGUCACUUCCGGUUCGAUAGUCUGUCACUCUCUGCGGAUUUGUUGUUGUUUUGCCGCGUACGUUGUUCAGGGGAUGCGAAAAUGUAAUGGGGAUAAAUAGCUACCAAUUAAUCGUUGAUAUGGAUAGCCCUGAAGAGGUUGAUAGGAUACGGAACACAUCAACAAACUUCGGGAGGUGGGAUGUGUCACGUGAUGUGUCUGGGUUGUACACCUGGG
Trematosphaeria pertusa is the source of this 2613-nucleotide messenger RNA. RefSeq lists its product as uncharacterized. Lineage: Eukaryota; Fungi; Ascomycota; Dothideomycetes; Pleosporales; Trematosphaeriaceae. The transcript has a single exon. The record is from RefSeq and is a predicted model, not a curated record. The coding region runs from base 1 to 2277 and encodes 758 amino acids.